GAUAUGCAUGUCCCGGCAGGAUGGGGACAUACGCAGCUUAGCACAAAGUCGGCGACGGAGCCUGAGAAGAGAGGGAACGGUCUUCCUGGGAGGCAAAAGCCAAGAAGGGGAAGAUCUUCCUUGAUGAUGGUUGGGCCACCCUGGGGCAAGGAAGCCAAAGCAGGACGGAGCAGGGAGUGUCUGCAAUGAGAUGGACGCGCUGGAAAAAUGGAGGGGAGAGGUGUUAUUGCAGCGGCGAUGGGAGUUUGCCAGCCUGAACUGGGACACCGAUCAUCUGGCUGGUCCGCUGUCUUCUCCAAUGGGUGUUAGAGGUGUGACAGGGGCUGAUGGUGGAGACGUCUUCCAAAGGGAACCCCCCCACUUCAGAAGAUUUGGGACUGUGCCUGCCUUGGGUCACCAGAGAGGGCCCAUAGGAUUAUGAAUCGUAGAGCUGCAAGGGGACCCCAAGGGACAUCUGGUCCAACCCCCUGCAAUGCAGGAAUUGCAGGUUCAGAAUCCCUGACAGGUGAAAACCUCCAGUGAACUGAAGGGGGUCUUGUGCUCUCCUGUGAAGCAAAGGUCUCAAUUUUUUUCCAGUGCUUUUCUGGGAAACAGCCCAGCAAAGAUACUUUCCAGUGAACCAGCAGGGGAGGAGAACGGUGAGGAGAGCUUUGGGUGACCAUCGUUUGUCAUCUCUGAAUAGAUCAGGAUGGGGGGACCUGCCUGCUGCCUGAGGCCUCCGUCCCCAGCAAAUGCUGGGGCCUUCAUUAAAGUGUUCAUCCUCCUCCUGUUCUGCAGACACGCUGACUCCCACUGCAAGAUCUCGCGCUGCAAUGCCCAGUAUUGGGCCGCCACAGAGAACCUGGACGACUUGGUUGCGACGGCCGCUCGCUGCGAUGCUUUGCGCUCCUACUCCAGCUGCACGCGCCGGACGGCCCGCACCUGCCGCGGGAACCUGGCGUACCAUUCUGCUGUAUAUGGCAUCGAAGACCUCAUGAUCCAGAACAAUUGCUCCAGGGAGGGGCCCACGUCCCUGCCCCAGCUGCCCCAGCCGCCGCUCGACCCCCAGGGCUUCGCAUCCCUGGACAUCUGUGACUACGAGAAGAGCUUUGCCCGCAAACACGGGCAGGCCCCCACGUACCAGCACUGCGUUGCCUUCGGGGACCCUCAUGUGCGCACCUUCAGGGACCAGUUCCACACCUGCCAGGUGGAGGGUUCCUGGCCACUCCUGGACAACAACUACCUGUUUGUGCAGGCCACCAGCUCUCCCGUCGUUAAAGGGUCAAACGCUACCGCCAUCAGCAAGCUCACCAUCAUUUUCAAGAACAUGAAGGAGUGCAUCGACGAGAAGGUCUACCAAGCGGAAAUAGACAACCUGCCAGCGUCUUUCGUGGAUGGCUCAGUGAAUGGCGGAGCGAGGCCUGGGGGGAGCAGCCUGAUCAUCUAUGAGCGCAUGCCAGGGCGGCAUGUGGAGAUCCGAGCAGCGCACGUUGGCACCACAAUUGCCGUGCGCCAGGCGGGCAGGCAGCUCUCCUUCUCCAUCCGGGCGGCCGAGGAGGUGGCUCUCUCCUUCACGGACGAGCAAGAUUUGCAGCUCUGCGUGGGAGGUUGCCCGCCCAGCCAGCGCAUCUCUCGAAGCAAGGGCGACGGCAGCGGUGCCCUCGAGAAGGCCCGUCUGCUGUGCAAGGAGAAGCUGCCCAUUGAGGAUGUCUACUUCCAGGCUUGUGUCUUUGACGUGGCGACUUCGGGUGAUGCCAGCUUCAUUCUGGCUGCCCACGGGGCGCUGGAAGACGGCAAAGCGUACCACCCGGACAUCAAUAAACUCCACAUCUUCCAUACAGACAGGGCCGUGCACCCCUGCAGCUCGCCUCUCCUCGUUUUCAUGUCAGUCAUUUUAGCCUGUCACACGCACUUUUAUUGGUGACUAUUUCUAUUCUGUAAUGGCAAGGGAUCGGCAGAUGUGGCUGGCUUCUCGUAAAGCCAGGGCCUUAAAAGAAUUGAGGGAUGGGCUCCCCCAGCUCAUGUUGGAAUAUUGGUGCCCCUGGAAAAGCUCUCCUGCUAGUGUUUGCUACCCUCUUGGUGUCAUGUAGGCCACCUCCUUAAGGCUUGGGUGCUUCUUGGCAUCCUCUGGAGCAUCUGUUGCCACUGGGAUUCAUGGGAAUUGUACUUUCCCAUGGAUCCCAGAAUUUAAAAAAUUGGCACAGGAUGCAUGGGAAACUUCGGUUCCCAUGCAUCCUGGUAAAAAUGGAAAUAAUGAGCCCUGCUCCCCUGGAAACAAAAUGUGGGCACAUCACUGGUUGAAACGCAGAAGACACCAAGGCUGAAGACAAACAAGCGUGGAGUAGCAACUGAUAAGUUUCAGGAAAUGGGCUGAAACAAUGAAAGUUGGACUCUCAGAGCAUGUAACUUUUUUUCAGGGAGAGGAUGGGUUGGGAGAAACAGAGCAACAGGUGCUGGGCAUCCUCAGGUAACCUUAGCAACCAUGGCAAUCUACCAAACACUGUAAGUUGCCAUUCC
This is a messenger RNA of Zootoca vivipara (common lizard), 2496 nucleotides long. RefSeq names its product hemojuvelin-like. Gene Ontology annotation, biological process: BMP signaling pathway. NCBI's taxonomy places the organism in Eukaryota, Metazoa, Chordata, Lepidosauria, Squamata, Lacertidae. Gene Ontology annotation, molecular function: coreceptor activity. Gene Ontology annotation, cellular component: plasma membrane. The record is from RefSeq and is a predicted model, not a curated record.